AUGGCAAUAUUGAUAAAUUUCGUCGCUCAUCCAUGUAAUUGCAGCGCACCGGCAUGUUUGCAGGGAAUGGUGCGGGUGAUGCCAGGACCUGCAAGAAGCAAGUCCGAUUCUUCAAAUCUACGCGGCAGUUUUAUUGACCUGCCUCGACACAUAUCUUCCGAUGAAUGUUUAAUGCGCUCAAGCCUACAUGCUGAAUGUUAUACUCAGCACCAACUCGCUUCCGGGCAAUAUGUAUCAGACCAUCUGUCUGACCCAAUAGCCUCUUUCAUCAUGCGUGCCAGAUUAUUGUGGCUUCCAGUUAUGGUCAACGGCAAAGGUAAGAUUCGCAACAAUCGUGCCUUUGCUUAUCCAGCUGUUGGAAGGAGCUCAGCAACGUUUGAAUUCAAGCUCUCUCGCUGCCUCCCUCCCUGUCUCGUCGCGAAAACCAGGGCCGUCCUCACUCCCUCUCUCGUCGCCAAAACCAUCGCCGCCCUCCUCCUCGCGGCGUUGUCGUCAUCGGAGCUCUCUCGCCACCUCCACCUCUCUCCUAAAAACCCUGAUUCGAGCUCCUCUGAUUCGAGCUCCUCCUCCUCCUUCAGUAGUAGACCGACCGCUCGAUUGGACAUUAUUGUGGCCGCUGCUCAAAGAUCUGUCGCUCCCUCCUCCUCUUCGCUGUUUUUCGGCUGGCUUUGCUCGCCACUCCUCCGGCGCUGCUGCCUUUUAUCCUCCUCUACAUUGAAAGGAAAUAGCCAAGAGGGAAUAGAAGGGCAACUGGAUGAAGGUUUUCUUGCAGAGGUCAAUGCCCAACUACGUCAAUCCAAAGAAGAUGGAGAUAAGUCGGCCGGUCUUGAGGCCAUGCUGCAAAAAGUUUUACAAAUUUAUGCUUUCAAAGUACUGCAAAAACGUAGCUAUGCAUACAAAGGUAUGCAAAUCUGUAAGAGAUGUUCUACAUGGCCUGCAAGAAGUAUUACAAUGAAUUCUCUAACAUCAUGUUCAUCCAUUUGGUUUGUUUCACUUGAUAAAUCCUUCUAUUCCUUGUCAAUCAGUAGAGAAGUAAUUUCUUCUUUAUUUCAUUAAUGCAGUGCUAAACUAUUUUCUAUUACAGGGGACAAAAUUUUAGUGGCAGAACAAUUUUGUGAAACCAUAAUCGCAGGGAAAUGAGACCAGCUACCUGGAGAGUACCAGCUUCUGACCCUGAAGGUGAAUCGCUUUCACCCUGACCAUAAAGAAAAGCUAUGGAUCAGAAAGAGCAACCUAACCAUUCAAAUAAAGCAGUACAAGUACUCAAUUGCUGAAGAUGAUGAGUCUUCCAAGUCAUAUGUAAUGCAGCAAAUUUAGUUUCUGUUGUUCUGUGGACUAUGCUUAAUUUCUUAUACUCCAUGUUGGACUAUCCAAAGACUAGUAUUUAUUUUUUGGCACAUUUGUGUUGACUCUUCUUGUAUGCUACAACUUGGUUAUGUAUCAGUUUGAAUCUUUAAAUAAAAUAUUUGCUUUUAUGGUUGUCACAA
This is a messenger RNA of Asparagus officinalis (garden asparagus), 1487 nucleotides long. RefSeq lists its product as uncharacterized. The transcript is spliced from 8 exons. The coding region runs from base 1 to 1056 and encodes 351 amino acids. NCBI's taxonomy places the organism in Eukaryota, Viridiplantae, Streptophyta, Magnoliopsida, Asparagales, Asparagaceae. The record is from RefSeq and is a predicted model, not a curated record.